AUGCCAAUUUUAUCUCUGAGCAUUGCAAUUUCAACUAGGCUUGGAUAUUCACUUAUCCCCACAAACUCCUUGCUAGCCAGGGCCACGCUGAUCCACAUAUCGAGAUCACGACCUGUAUUACUGAAAAAAACAGAUGCAAAAAUCCAAAUUCGAAAGUACUACAAUUCUUCAAGCCACAGCUACAAGCAGGAAUACGAGAAGCAGAAAUAUGACCAAUUGAUAAGAGAUCAGAUAAUCCAAUCUUCAUUGGCUGGUUCUUCAUUGGGCUCUGGAGGGCAUGGAAUCAAGGACAACAGACGUCUUUCUUUGAAGACAAUCUUUUUGUUAAUAGCCACAUCAAGCUCACUAUCUAUGGUGAUAUACGUUGCCAUCCAGCUUUUGAAAUUCCAAGAUGAAGACGCAAAUCAGCCUGUAUCGAGAAAGAGAAUCUUUCUCCCAUUCUGGGUCAACUCUAAUUUGCUAUACCAAAAGACGUUUUCUUUUCCAGCUGGAUUGAGUUAUCUUGACAAAGAGUAUAAAGCAUACCUUGAGACAGAAAUGGCACAAUUAAACAAGUUCAAGACGAAAUCGGACUACGACAACUACAUUGAGAUCUUUGAAAACGAUAAUAUCCGCUUCAAGGUGUUGGAGCAAGUGUCUUCGAAUUUAAAAGUGAAGCAGGUCUUUGGGUUGCCACUUGUAGUAGAAAAACCGGCAGAUUCGAAGCUCCAAAUUUGGUUAGAGACUAAGUAUCCUAGUGUUUCUGGAUUAGAAAUAACGAUUGAAAAGACUAAAGCUACAGAGCAGUCCAAGAAAUCGACAUCCAUAUCAGCUUCAUGGACAGUGAAGCUGAUCAAUAUCGUGUCUAUAAUCAAUGGAGCAUUAGUACUGAUGGGAUUGAAACUUGAUCGUCUCGAUAAUUCUGAGGCACAACUCAAGACGAGCGAAAGAGGCAGUGGGAAAAUACACGAAGUGCCGGUUGUAGACAGAAAAGACAACCUGAUUGUAAAUAAAAAUCGCGACUACAAUGUGAUAUUCUCUGGCGAACUUAUCAUCAAAGACAAAAACCAGUUUGAGCUGGGUGUGUUGAAGUAUGAGGGAUUGUUUGACUUUGACCAUCUCAUGAUCAACCGAGGAGUGAAGAUCCACAAAAUGGAACUUUAUAUGAGGCACAAGAGCAAUCCAAACGAAUUGGUGAAGUACAAGAUCAUGUAA
Molecule: messenger RNA, 1194 nt
Organism: Scheffersomyces stipitis CBS 6054
Lineage: Eukaryota; Fungi; Ascomycota; Pichiomycetes; Serinales; Debaryomycetaceae
Exons: 1
Coding region: 1-1194 (397 amino acids)
Source: RefSeq, a predicted model, not a curated record